This is a messenger RNA of Physella acuta, 882 nucleotides long. RefSeq lists its product as uncharacterized. The record is from RefSeq and is a predicted model, not a curated record. Lineage: Eukaryota; Metazoa; Mollusca; Gastropoda; Physidae.
AUGGCCAGCAUCGCCUGCCUCAGUACGUCACCCCCCCAAUACGUCCUUUCCUCAGUACGUCCUCAGUACGUCCUCUCCUCAGUACGUCCUCUCCUCAGUACGUCCUCUGCUAAUUACGUCCUCUCCUCAGUACGUCCGCUCCUCAGUACGUCCUCUCCUCAGUACGUCCUCUCCUCAGUACGUCCUCUGCUAAUUACGUCCUCUCCUCAGUACGUCCUCUCCUCAUUACGUCCUCAGUACGUCCUCUCUUCAGUACGUCCUCUCUUCAGUACGUCCGCUCCUCAGUACGUCCUCUCCUUAGUACCUCCUCUCUUCAUAACGUCCUCAGUACGUCCUCUCUUCAGUACGUCCGCUCCUCAGUACGUCUUCUCCUCAGUACCUCCUCUCCUCAUUACGUCCUCAGUACGUCCUCUCUUCAGUACGUCCUCUCCUCAGUACGUCCUCUCCUCAGUACGUCCUCAUUACGUCCUCUCCUCAGUACGUCCUCUCCUCAGUACGUCCUCUCCUCAUUACGUCCUCAGUACGUCCUCUCUUCAGUACGUCCUCUCUUCAGUACGUCUUCUCCUCAGUACGUCCUCUCCUCAGUACGUCCUCUCCUCAUUACGUCCUCAGUACGUCCUCUCCUCAGUACGUCCUCUCCUCAGUACGUCUUCUCCUCAGUACGUCCUCUCCUCAUUACGUCCUCAGUACGUCCUCUCCUCAGUACGUCCUCUCCUCAUUACGUCCUCAGUACAUCCUCUCCUCAGUACGUCCUCUCCUCAUUACGUCCUCAUUACGUCCUCAGUACGUCUUCUCCUCAGUACGUCCUCUCCUGGUGUUUUACUGUCCAAUGUCUGCAUUAUACUUGAUGACGUCCGUCCUCUACCACUGCACGAACUAUAG